UUUGGGCUUUUGGGCUUUGGGCCUUGGGAGCUCAUGGCUCUCGUCGGCUGCAGCAGCAACGGCGAGGCGGCGGCGGCGGCUGCGGCGGCGACGUGGACGCCGCCGUACUGCACCAUCGUAGCGGCCGACAUGUCGGACUUCUGCUACCUCUCCUGCCCGCGCUGCGAGCGGGCGCUCCCGGACCACGCCGACGCCUGCGCCGCCUGCAGCAGACUCGGCGGCGGCGGCGGGGGGCCCGCGCCCGCGCCGCCCGCCCGCGUGUACCGCCUGCGCGUCUCCGUCGCCACCCACGACCGCGUGGUGCCGGUCGUCCUCUUCGACCGCGCGGCGCGCGUGCUCGUCGGGUGCCCCGCCGACGAGCUGGCGCGCCUCCUCGCGGCGCAGCCGGGAGCCGCGCGCGCCGCGGAGGAGGCCCUGGAGGGGGAGAUGUGCCGCGUGGCGAUGCGCGCGCUCGCGAAGGGAGACGGCGAGCGCUUCCGCGCCGUCUCCGUCGUCCCUCUCCGCGACGGGUUCCGCCCCCUCGUCGACACCCUGAGGGAGCUCACGGAUGAUCCCACACCGGCGACGUCGCCAUGACCUCGCUUAGAGGUAGCAGAAUCAACCCUCCAGUUCUGAACAGCUAAGUGAACACCAGUUGCAUCUCGGGCUGUUUAGAGUUCAGGGUAACACAAAGAUCCAAGAGACACAAAGCUGAUGAGUCGCAUUCAGAUACUCCAAGGACAAUAUGCACAGUACACCCCCACCCCCUGAUCAAUCGUAGUAUCCAACACCAGCGCUUAUGUGGAGCUCUGAAUCUAAUGAUUGAUCCACCUGUGCCGCUUGUGACUAUGAAGACGAUGUGCCAACGAGAAACUAUGCAGAAAGAACUGCAUAUCCAUAGUUGAGCAGUUCAUUUCAGCUUCAAGAGAGUGCAUGUCUUAAUCGUUUCCUGCAUAUUAUGAUUUUUACUGUGCAACUGGAAGAUACCAUAUACUGUGGAAGUUUACCAUGGCAUUGGUUCGGCAAAUAACUGAAGAUGUGAACCACUGUCCACUGUUAAAGGAAAAGCUCAUUAUUUGGGCCUAAUCCAUUGGUUGAGUAACUACUCCACUGUUCUUCCCUUCAGUUUUGUCAACGAAGCGUGUGUCGGUAUGUCAUAUGAUUGGGAAGAUGAAUUAUAUGAACAAUCAAUUUCUGAAGAAAUUGAGAGAAGUGUGUACGUGAUGACACCUUUUUUGGGUUCAUGAGAAAAUUUCCAAUAAUUUAUCCCUUAUCCUUGAUUGGAGCCGAAAUACCAAACCAGAGUAAUGGAGGAAGGAACAUUUUCCUGGAGUAAUGCGGCGACGAAAUAUUGGUAAAGGUAAAAAGGUUAAGUCCAAUAUAAGUAUAUUAUGGAUAUGAUAUUCGUUGCUGCUGAUGGGCUGUAAGUUGUAACCGAAAGUGAGAUCAGGCUGCAAAAUUAGUUACCAUUAGAACAAAGGCAGCAUGGGAGUAUGGUACAUUAACUUUGUUGAUGCUAAUCGUAACAAAGAUAACAUUAGUGUCCUUUUAAACAAAAUUUGUAAAAAUGCUAGUGGUGUUUCAGAGGUGAUAAUUGCAAAUUAUUCACUCGUACUUUUAGUUUGACACGGUUAAUUUUUAGACAUACUUUUGACUAUUUGUCUUAUUCAUUUUUUUACUAUAA
Messenger RNA from Oryza brachyantha (malo sina), 1663 nucleotides. RefSeq lists its product as uncharacterized. The transcript has 2 exons. The record is from RefSeq and is a predicted model, not a curated record. Bases 34 to 576 code for a protein of 180 amino acids. NCBI's taxonomy places the organism in Eukaryota, Viridiplantae, Streptophyta, Magnoliopsida, Poales, Poaceae.